CCAAACCUCCACCACACCGCCAUUUGGUCCAUAGAUUAAGCACCAGGCACAGGCAGCCUCGCACCACGAAACCCCCGUCAACCUCCCCUCGCGCACGCACCAAUGGCAGCCACGCCGCCCAAGAGGGAGCCGCUGGCCCCCCUCAGCUGCAACGCGGCCGCAGACACGCCUGCGGCCACCGCCGGCGCGCGGCCACGCGCGCCGGCGGUCUCCGCCGAGAAGGAGAACCUGGGCGCGGCCAAUCUCGGCCCCGGCAAGGAGGAGAAGAGGGCGACGACGCCUGCUGCCGCGAAGGCGGCGCCGCUGAAGCCGUCGUCGCUGCAGGCCCGCAUGGAGGGCGAGGAGGCGCCGUCGGCGACCGCGACCGCGACGGCGGCGGGGCUGCCCGUGUUCGUCGGGCCGAGGGGGAGGGAGCUGCUGCCGCCGCCACCACCGCCGGCGUCGUCGUCCUACGAGGCGUGGGACCUCUCCGACAACGAGGCGGCGCCGGCCGCGUCCUGGGCCACGCUGCCCAACAGGGCGCUGCUGUGCCGCCCGCUGCCGCUCGACGUCGGGAGGUGCACCUGCGUCGUCGUCAGGGAGAAGGCCACCGGGGCCAGAGGCGUGGCGCUCUACUCGCUCUACACCAACGAGGGGCAGGGGCGGCAGGACCGGAAGCUGGCGGUGGCCCGGCACCGGAGGAGGAGAGGGAGGUCGGAGUUCAUCGUGGCGCAGAACCAGGACGGCGUCUUCUGCAGCUCCGACAAGAACUUCCUCGGGACUAUGGGUGCCAAUCUUGUUGGAUCCAAGUACCAGAUUUGGGGCCAGGGGGACCGGGUCGAUGAGCUUAAGAGCCAGUCCAAGCGGCUUCUUGGCGUCAUCGCGUUUGCCCCUACUAUUACUACGCUCACGGGGAGUUUCAGAAGCAUGAGGGCAUGGAUCCCCAAGAACCAGUCCAUGCAGCUGAGGACCAACAGUUCUGCUCAGAUUCAGCACGUCAGUGGGCUUCCAAAGGAUUGGCAGGAGAAGAGGAGCAGAGCUGAGCAACUCUGCUCAAGAUCACCUUUCUACAACAAUAUGACGAAGCGCUACGAACUAGAUUUCAGAGAGAGGGUUGGGAGGAUGGGAUACAAGGUGCAGACAUCAGUGAAGAACUUCCAGAUGACUUUGGAGGAGAACGGGAGGCAGACGAUCUUGCAGCUCGGUAGGGUCGGGAAGUCCAAGUACAUAAUGGAUUUCAGAUACCCCUUGACUGGCUACCAAGCAUUCUGCAUUUGCUUGGCGUCGAUGGACUCCAAGCUGUGCUGCACGCUGUGACUGAGAUGCAGAUGUGACAGAGUUUUGUUUAGCCCGAAUGUUGUUUUUGUGCUGAUGGUUUCCUUUGUUCGAUUUUUAUGUACAUGUAGUCUUCUCGCCUCGAGAAGGGAUUAAAUAAUUAGUAGAAGAAUCAUAAGAGAGCAAAAUGUUCGUCUGCUUA
Triticum urartu is the source of this 1456-nucleotide messenger RNA. Its product is annotated as tubby-like protein 4. The record is from RefSeq and is a predicted model, not a curated record. NCBI's taxonomy places the organism in Eukaryota, Viridiplantae, Streptophyta, Magnoliopsida, Poales, Poaceae.